AUGGCCACAAGAACAUCCUCACGCCAUGCCGCCCAGAAGGCCAAGGAAGCCAUUGCAAAUUCCGCAGAGCCGACUGGCAAGACCACCAAGGGAACAAAGCGGAAAGGUCCAACCGAAGAGGCUCCACACCCCAAAAAGGAAAAAACGGAGGAUAUAAAGCCAGAAGAAGAGAAAGCGGAAAAGGCAUCGGGUGCAUUGGUAGACGCUCCAGUGCCCGAGACAGAGGAACCUACCAAGAAAGAGAAAGCACCUGAAGAAGAGGUGGCACCCGUCGACAAGGAGGAAGCACCCGUCGACAAGGAGGAAGCACCCGUCGACAAGGAGGAAGCACCCGUCGACAAGGAGGAAGCACCCGCCAACAAGGAUGAGCCACCUGUCAAGGCAGAAGAACCAUCCGAAGGACAACAAUCAAAGGAACAACCCGGCGAAACCGCGCCGGAGAAAUCUCAAGGAAUCGAGGGAGGUCUUCACAAGUCUGAGGAGAGGGAAAACGUGGUAUCCUCUAAUAUACUCGAGAAGGGCUUCAUCUACUUCUUCUUCCGCCCACGGGUCAAUGUAGAGGAUCCUCAAAGUAUCGGAGAUGUCGCCCGAAGCUUCUUUGUUCUCCGUCCCACCGUCCUUGGGGCAGAAUUCGACCAAGGCCAAGGCGCUGUCGACAAAGACGCCUCGUGUCGCUUGAUGAUGCUCCCGAAAAAGAAGUUCCCGACCUCACCCAAAGAACGAGAUAUGGGAUUCGUGGAGAAGGCUGGACAAUCUAUGCAAUCUCUCCAUGAGAAGUUCAUCGCUGGUUCCACAUACCAGACUGCCACCCGAGGUGAGCGUCACAUCGAGGAAGCCAGACCUUACGCGGAAGGUGUCUAUGCGAUCACCUCCACACCGCGGGCAUCCCAUCUUGCCUAUAUCCUGACCAUCCCUGCCGAGCUUGGUGAUAUCCAGGAGGAUUUCGGCCUGCGAGAACGUGGAAGUUGGAUUGUUCAGUCGAAGAAUCCCAAGUUUGCUGGUCCACCAAUUGGUCAAUUACCGAAAGACCCGGAGUUCCCUCCAUCGGUUCUCGCGAAAUUCGAAGAUCUUCGAUGGGUACCUAUGCAGCCCGAGUUUCUGGACUAUCCUAAUUCCCAAUUUCUCAUGAUUGGUGAGGCACAGAAUCACCUUGGCAAGGCUGCAUCUUCUGAGGGAGGUAAACAAGCUCACGAGGAAGAGCCUGGCCAGGAAUUGGAGAAAUUGGAAGAUGAGAACGAACACCGGGUUGAUGCACUCCAAGGAGAUGAAACAAUCUAUGAAGACUUGGGCUUCCACGCGAAGAAUUACCCCAAGUUGGCCACAACUUGGAAUGCUUAA
Penicillium coprophilum is the source of this 1338-nucleotide messenger RNA. RefSeq lists its product as uncharacterized. The record is from RefSeq and is a predicted model, not a curated record. The transcript is spliced from 3 exons. The coding region runs from base 1 to 1338 and encodes 445 amino acids. Lineage: Eukaryota; Fungi; Ascomycota; Eurotiomycetes; Eurotiales; Aspergillaceae.